GGCAACAGUGAGCGCAUCACUGGAUAUGCAAAAGUGCGCAGGAGCCCAGCAAAGAAAUCGAAGCGAAAGAAAGGGACCUAAGCAGCCAAACAGAGCAUCUGUUGGAUCUUUGUACCAGUCGAACAAUGAGAAACCACUCGAUGUUUCCCUAAGAAGAAAAAGAAAAACCCUGGCAAAGCCCUCCAAAGAUGACGACAGCGGCACGGUGAUUGUCUUCCUCUCACCAAGCUCGAUAUUUAUUUUCUUAUUAUUCCCAUAUGCUUGGACUUUAUCUCAUGUGCGCGCAGGACACAAAGGAAAGGACUGGGAAACCGAAAUAUCUCCAACGCAGUCGCCAGUGCGCGCAGGGAGGAUCGUUUAAUUGAAUCGAAUAAUUACGCAGAGACGUUUUUUGUUAUUUGUGUUUUACAGAGCGCAGAGAGAGGGGGAAUUAAGUUUCCAAUGAAAACUUACUAUGUGAGUGCGGCUUCUGAACAGGUCGGUAAAAGCCUCAGCUUUCAAGGGGGGGGGGAAGAGAUGAGUGAUUCACGACGCAGCAACUGAUAAGGCUGUAAAAACCUGGACUGCGACCGGCUCGUUUGGAUACCUCAUCCCAGAGACUCCCUUGAAUUUUAUUUAUUUAGUUUUAUUUAUUUAUUUCUGAUGGCUUCUAUUCAAGUCAUGCAUUAUUAAGAUUUCAUGGCUAUAGAGAGUAGCAACAGUAGUGUGUGGGGAAAGAGGACAGCAGAAGUCUAACAGUGGGGGUAAAGAUAUCGCACUUUUCCAAACAGGAGACAUUGCGCACGGCUGCAGCAACUACCAGACUUUUUUUUUCUUUUUGAAGAACACUGAAUCCUUUGGUAUUGCUUUCUGUCAUCGUAGUAUGUCUGCACUUCGAAAGAAAUUUGGGGACGAUUAUCAGGUAGUGACCACCUCCUCCAGCGGGUCCGGAUUCAACCAGCCUCCCCCGGAGAAGAAGAAGAAGAGGCAGAGGUUCGUGGACAAGAACGGGCGAUGUAACGUCCAGCAUGGGAACCUGGGCGGUGAGACCAGCAGGUACCUCUCGGACUUGUUCACCACGCUGGUAGACUUGAAAUGGCGCUGGAAUCUGUUCAUCUUCAUCCUCACCUACACAGUGGCUUGGCUCUUCAUGGCCUCCAUGUGGUGGCUCAUCGCCUACAUCAGAGGAGACCUCAACAAAGCGCACAACGACAAGUACACUCCGUGUGUGGCCAACGUGUACAACUUUCCCUCUGCCUUUCUGUUCUUCAUAGAGACCGAGGCCACCAUAGGCUACGGCUACAGAUACAUUACAGACAAAUGCCCAGAGGGGAUCAUUUUGUUUCUGUUCCAGUCCAUCCUCGGAUCGAUCGUCGACGCGUUCCUGAUCGGCUGCAUGUUCAUCAAGAUGUCUCAGCCCAAAAAGAGGGCCGAGACGCUGAUGUUCAGCGAGCAUGCGGCGAUCUCCAUGCGUGAUGGAAAACUCACUCUCAUGUUCAGGGUGGGAAACUUGCGUAACAGCCAUAUGGUCUCUGCACAGAUCCGCUGCAAAUUGCUCAAAUCUCGUCAGACUCCUGAAGGCGAGUUUCUUCCGCUGGAUCAGCUGGAGCUGGACGUGGGUUUCAGCACCGGGGCCGACCAGCUCUUCCUCGUUUCGCCGCUCACCAUCUGCCACGUGAUCGACACCAAAAGCCCCUUCUAUGACCUCUCGCAGAGGUCCAUGCAAACGGAGCAGUUUGAAAUUGUGGUGAUACUAGAAGGCAUCGUGGAGACCACAGGGAUGACCUGCCAGGCAAGGACAUCGUACACGGAAGACGAGGUUCUCUGGGGACACCGCUUCUUUCCUGUCAUCUCCUUGGAGGAGGGCUUUUUCAAGGUGGACUACUCUCAGUUUCACGCCACAUUCGAGGUGCCCACUACUCCUUAUAGCGUAAAGGAGCAGGAGGAAGCCCUACUCCUCUCCUCACCCCUCAUGGCACCAUCCCUGUGCAACAGCGGGGAGAAGAAUAGCUCCCUGGACUGCCUGGAGACCCUGGAGGACAAUGACAGCACCACCAAGCUGCCUACCAAGUUGCAGAAGAUCACGGGCCGGGACGGCCUACCCAAGAAGCUGCUGAGGAUGAGCUCCACCACCUCAGAGAUGACUUACAGCUUCGGAGACCUACCCAUGAAGCUGCAGCGAAUCAGUUCAGUCCCCGGCGUCUCUGAUGACAAACAGGCCGGGAAAGCCUCCAAGAUCAGUACAGAGCCUAUCAGUAAGUCGGUAGCGGACUUGCCCCCGAAGCUGCAGCGACUGGCUGGGGGAGGAGGGGGAAGGAUGGACGGACACUUGCCGCCUAAACUUAGAAAGAUGAACUCAGAUCGCUUUACAUAAAACACGCAACAAAUUUUAACUCCUGCUAUCCUCUUUUUUUCUGAACUUGAAAUCCUUGUACUAUUCCAUAUUUAUUAACAGACAAUAUUCUUAUAUUAAAGGAGCUGUAGAAUAUGUGCACAAAUACCUUAUAUAAAGUAGGGGGAUGGAAAUGAGCACAUUUGUCCCUGGAUGUAAGUUUUCUUGCUCUAAUGAAAGACCUCAGAUUUAUUUAUUUUUCUUUCUCUUUCUUAAAUUUUCUUCGUUUUUUUUAGGACUAUGUACAACUAGCACAAUUUGGCAUGUAAGAAGCGGCGCAUGUAGAACCGAAUCUCAGUUUCUGGCAUGACAAUUUGUUGAUUUCACAAAACAAAAAGACAAAAAAAUUGUUUCAUUAGUGAAUUUACAGACGGUGGACGAUUGCACAAAGCCAUAUGAUUUACACCACUGAAAACCUACAUAGCAUUGGUUCUAUUCUGUAAUGAAGAAAGGCACACAUGUUUGUUUUGAGUUGAUUGCUUUUGUUGUUUACUGUAAAAUUGUGGCAAUGUUACGUUGGUUGCAUGCUCCUCUUACUGACUUAGCUAUACAAAGGUAAUAGACAAAGAUGUUUAGCCUUAACUAUAUUACCUUGUUUCCAUCUCCAUGUUCGUUCACAGCUGUAUUUUUUGGUAUUUCAUAUAUAGACUAUUUUACCAUGUGCGAUUUUAAGAUUUUAUCUGAUCAAAUUCAGAAAGUGCUGCUAGAUGAUGCAUACUAUAUUUACAAAUGCGUUAUUAACAUCAGUAAAUUUGGGCACAAUGAUACACAAUUUUCUCUUGCUUAUUGAUGUAACACUUAAGUUGAAAUAUUCAAUAGCUGUAACUGAUAAGCACAAAACAAUCACAUAAAUCCCUAAAAUGUUAGAAAGCAUUUCUUGUCUCGUCAUAUACCAAAAUGCAAUCUUCAAUAAGCCAGUGCUGCUUUAACAAAGGCACCAUUAGACUUUCAACUUACGUGUUACUGGUUAGAUUUGGUGGGCCUGUAAAGAAAUUAAAAAUAAUCAUUGUUUUUAGAGACCAUUAUAUUCCUCUUUUGUGAUGAAAGCAAUAAUAUUAUUAUAAAAUCUACAACCUAUAGCCACAGGGUCUACCACAGUCCCCUAUGAUUAUGUUUACUUGAUCCGUGCCAUGAAAUCUGGUUUUCUCUAAAUGCAUCAAAGACAUUGUAUGAUAACUGAUCUCUUCAGGAAUAAAGAUCUAAAGUAACUAUUUAUCAUCUUGGUACUUGGUGGUAGAUGGAAUCCAAACUUUACCUGUUUGAUGAAUAAAUUAUUGUCAGCUGAUUACAAAAGGUAAUGACCGGAAACUCAAAAAAACUAUUCUCUUUUGUACUCAACGACUUGCUUGCAGCCCAGAACAUCAAAUGCAAUGCCUUGUAUAAAGUCUUCAUGCUCCAUUAGCAUUUCCAUAUUCUGUCCCAGCACAACCACAUAAUUAUACACUGUUUUCUUAAUAUUUUACAUGUAAAAUGUGAAAAGGAGGACGUAAAUAAGUUUUCAGACUCUCUAUAAGUCUGAAAUAUAUAUAUAUAUAUAUAUAUAUAGGUUUUCAGUCAGUGCUCUGUAAAGUAGCCUUUUCCUGUACUUAACGCUACAAUCUUUUGGGGUGUGUCUAUUAGCCUUUGGCAAAAUUGUUCAAAUUGAAUCCGCUUAGCUGGAAGGUCAAAUUUAAAUCGCUCUACUGCAGCUCUUGUAGUAUAUUUAAUGUUAUUGUUCUGCUAAAACGUGAAUUUCCACUUCAGUCUCAAGUCUUUUUGCGUCUUCAACAUAUUUUCUUCCAGGAUUGUCCUGUAUUCAGCUCCAUUCAUCUUUCUAUCAACUCAGACUAGCUUUUUUGUCCCUGCUAAAGAAAGACAUCCCCAGAGCAUAAUCAUAUUGCUGCCACCGUGGCCAUAGAACAUGCCAUGUGUUCAGGGUUGUGGGCAUUGUUACUUUUCGGUCUUAAAUCGAUGACCAAGAUGCAAAACCUUUUAUCUACUGGAUUUCCUGAUUCAUAGAUUUCAGUUUGAGAACAAUUGAAGUCUGCUCAUAUUUAGCCUGACUCUAAGAUCCCCACUUUUUGUUGCGACAGAAAAGCCACAAUUUGAAAACUUACAAUCAGGUUUACUGGCAGCAAAAUAAGCUAAUUGGUCAUCGAUUUAGCCUAAUGCAAUUAGCCCAAAAAGUUCAAAUUUUUCUCAUCUGUCACCUAACCCCUUCAUGGGCCUGUUAGCUGCUUCUCCAAUAAUAGCUUCUCCAAUUAAUGCUGUGUGUUAGUUUAGGUGGAUGGCCAUGUCUUGAAAGUUUUUGUGUCCUGUCUCCUCUUUCCAUUUUUUGGGGAAUGGGUUGACCAGUGCUUUGUGGGAGGUUUAUGGUUUGGGAUAUUGUUUUAUAACCUAACCCUGUUUUAAACAUAUCCACAAUUUUAUCCCUGACCUGUCUGCUGUGUUCCUUGGUCUUCAUGAAGCUGUUUAUUCACACAUGAUCUCUGAAGAACAGUUGGAUUUACAAGAUUAAAUUGCAAACAAGUGGAUUAUCUUUAAAAAUAGGCAACUUCUAAAACAAAUGGUUGGUGGGUGUAUCAUAGUCAAAGGGAUUUAAUAAAAAUGCAAACGUUUGAGAUUUUUGUAUGUAACAAGUUUUAAAAACAAUGCAUCAUUUUCUUUGCACUCCACAAUAAUGCACUAAGUUAUGUUGGUCUAAGAAAGAAAGACCCAAUAAAAUAAAAAAAAAUUGUGAGAGUCAGGAAAACGUCUGCAAGGCACUGCACUUUAACUUCCUGCUCGCUUUGUUAAUAUGUCGUUUGGUGCUUGUGCCGCACACAUAGAAUGCAGCAAAAUAUUUACUUUUUUGCUGCUUCUCUUUCUUUUUUUUUUAUACAGGCUUUGAACAAGUUCAGGAGAAUAUUUGAGAAAGCAGAGGAAUUACAGGUGUAAAUGUGGAUCAAGAUCAUGCAGAGGAAGGUCACUCUAGAGCAGCAGGCCUUAACCCUGGUCCUCAGAUUCUGUUUUAGACAGUUACCUGCUUCAGCACAACCGAUUUAAUGAUUGAGUCAUCCAAGUAUAUUGCAGAACUUGUAGGGUAUUCAGUCAUGAAUUUCAGGUGUGAACAUUUAGGGCAGUCCCCAGCAAUGAACACACAUAGGAAGAAGGACUCGAUGCAAAAAUGAAGUUGUGAAAAUUGCUUUAUCUUUUUUACAACACACUAGUAAUUUAGCUUUUCUUGAUGACUGAUUUUAUCUUCAUACCAAUAUUACAUACACCCUAAUAUGUACACAGAAUUGACGAGUGAGGUACAGGCCAUAGAAAGUAUGAUGCAGAUAUUUGUAGCUAUAAGCAUUCUUGCACACACAUUUACUCAUAGUAAAUGCUUCAAAAAAUGAACUGCUGUGCUGGCAUUAUUUCUCACCUACUGAUUUUUACAUAGGGUGCUGCAGGGAAAAUCUCUUUAAGAAGUCUGGUGUACAAACAUUUGCAUUCAGAACAUACAGUAACUGCAAUCCCUGAGGAGCAUUUCUAGAAAACUCCAUGACUGCAGUGAAUGUGUGGAAACCACCUCCAACGGCAAGAUUAAAUGGCUUGAUAAUGUUCAAGUGUGUUUAUCAAAGGACAAAUAGACCUGUGCUCAAGGAUAACACGAAAAGGCAAAUUAUUAAGCCCAGUAAAACAAAUAUUUAUUUUACUACUUCUUUUUUUCUUCUUUUUCUUCCAUUUGCUAUUUUCUUUUGCUUUCCCUAAUGUGAAAAAGCAGCUUAGGUUUAGGACAACAAUACUAUUCAAUCAUUGCAGUGCUGUAACUAAUGCUAACUGGAAAAAAAUAGAUGCAAAGUGCUGGUACUUCACUUGAGUACUUUGUAUUUUUUUCUUACAGCAUUUUUCACACUAAAUUACAGAGGAUCUCAACAUUCAUACAUUUUCUGUGUAGGUUUUACAAUUUGAGAAGCAAAAUAGUUACUCGUUAUUCGUCUCUCCAUGAACGGCGUCUUGCAACAGAAGCACACCCCCAGCUUGUUAUGGAGAGCAUGUUAUGUCGUUUCUGCCGGCCGCACACAGCCACAUUUUUGUAACAGUCUUCACACAGUGCAGCUGACUCACCAAACAGGGAGAGCAGCAAGGUUAAUUCUCAAAGUAAGUCCUACACCUAUGAGGCAAAACUUUAUGGUUAGAGUUUUUUAGAAUGCACUUCCUCCAUUAACUCUUAUUUUGCUAUUAGUUGUCAAAUAUUGGCAGAUUGUAUCUGGAGUAUCAUUAAAAUGAAAACUGCAGCGUCCCAAGCAAAGGUAUAACAGCCAAUGAGAUGUUUGCCAUAGGCAAAUUCUCUCAAGACAGCUGUUGUGCAAAAGUACAAAAACAUGCUUUACAGUUUAAAGGUCUGGAGAAUUAUUCUGCUCAGGAAAUGUAAAAAUCAUAAGUAUUCAUUAUCAUGCUUAUGUUAGCAUUAAUCUACUCAAUAGACUUAGGACACAGUGCAUUAUGGUCAGUUUUGAUGAUAAUGUGUUCAAUCUUUGUACGCAACAUUUACUGUCCAUGCAACUCAUUUUUUAUAUGUAUAGUUGAUCAGGAAAUUACAGAAGUAUGUUACAAAGUUUAGCAGACAAUUUAAAUACAUAAAGGCUCCAAAAACAAGGCUUAAAGUGAUUUUCAAACAGACAAGAGACUUCAUUUAGAACUUUAACAAUUAAGACCUAUAGAGAACUACUCUGCUGAUGGCGUUGAAAUUGAAAUUCACCAAACUUAGAUUUGUUGCUAAUGUUAGCAUUCUCGGUUGGCUCCCGGGGUUAGGGCCUCAUAAUCUAUUUUAACUGUAUGAUGUAACUACUUUCCUAUGCACUAAAUAGUCAAAGAAAAACUAAUUAAUUUAAUUUUGAAUUUAAUGGGAAAUCAAAGACAAGGUGCAGAUGAGAGGCUUUGAAUUAGACUGAAAAAUGCUUUAUUUUUUAAAUAGUUUUUUACAGCACGAGUGGCCUUUAUUUUGUUAUUGUCUGAAAGUGAGCUGUCAGGAAAUGGGUAGAGCCUGGGGGAAGACAUGCAGCAAAGGUCAAUGGGCUGAGACUCGAACUCGUGACCGGCUGCGUGAAGGACCAAGGCCUCCGUACAUGGGUCGUGUGCUCUACCCCUACGCCACUGUUGCACCCUAAAAAAAAUUUAUUAAACGGUUAAACUGUCUAGAGAAUUAAUUUACUCAGGGAUUUGAAAAUCACAAUGAGUAGCUCCAAAGCAUGCAGAGAUUAGCAAUAACAUUUUCAGUUGUUGGGGGUGCAAUGUGUAAUUGCCUGCUAUGACCAAAGUAAUGUGCAACCACUGCCUUGUGGAUGAAAAAUGACAAAAUAUUGUUUGGAAUUUGAGUGGACAGGUCAAUGGCAAGAAAAUUCCAAUAACAAGGAGAGAUAUUCUCAAAAAGACAAAACAACUGGAGUAAGAACUAAAGCCUGCUUAACAAUUUAGAUGUUUACUGAGUUCCUCUGCUCUGGCAUUUUAAGCUAGUCUGAAAAUCACAAUAAUUAGCUUUAUUGGCAUGACGGUGUUAGCAUUAGCGUCACUGGUUGCUCUAGGGCACUUUGCAUUAUAGUCUUUUUUGACUAAGGCAGUAUAGAAUUAGUUUAAUUUCUAAUUACUGUAUAAUGGAUAAAAACAUUACAGAAUUUGUCUCAGAUUUUGAGCAGACAAUUUGAAUGGCUCUUGGUCCAAAACAAGGGGCAGGGUCAUUCCCAAAUAGACCUGAGAGUUCAGAUUGGAACUAAGGGUUUUUUAAACAUACACCAUUCUUGCAUCUCACUGAAUUAAUCUGCCACAGAUUACCAACAUAGAUCUAAAAAUACAGAUGUUUGAGAUAAUUCAUAAUUUUUGCAAUUUAAGAUUACACUCGUAGAAAUAUUUGUUGAUCAACAAUUAAUCAAGUAAGAUCUUAUUUAAUGACAGACAUAAAUGUUUUAUUCAGUCGAAACAUAAAAAUCUAUUAUUCUUUACGUCAUCACAGCUCUUUGGAGAGAAAAUUUAACAUGUAUUCAAGUCAGAAACUGGACUAAAGCCUUGUGAAGAAUCUCAAUAGUAUAAAUAUAGAAUUUUGUUUUUCAGAUUUAUAUCAUACAGUCAGAGGUUUAAGGCAAUGUUGAAGAAUUGCUCAUUCCUCUUUUUUUGUCCAUUUUACUUGACAACACGCAUGUCUGCAAACCAAUUCGAUCUGUUUCUAAAUUUAGAUAAGAGUAAGACAAACAAUUCCACGUCGACACAAAGGCAGUGUCACCUCUUCAGGCGUUUUCAUUGUUUUAAUCAUACUCUUGUGUAAUCAGUGCUGCACUUUAUUUUCUCAGCACACCAUUUGUUCCCGUUAAGUAUGCCAUGUAUAAUAAUAUGUAUUUGAAGAGAGCCCCUAAAGGACUUCUGGAGAUAAAAGUCAGUGCCAUUAUUGUAUUUAUCACAAGUAGAUAGGUUAAUUGUGUCUUUAUCCUCAGAUAACUCUUUCCUCAAUAAACACAUAGGAAAGAUCGAAAUAUCAAAACUGCUGAUGGCAUCAUCCUCAGACUUCUUGGAAAUGGGGUUCAAUUCUUUUUUAGGCCCCCUUAAAUCAGCACUUGUUCUGCUGGAAAACAAUUGCCCUUUAUCACCAAGGAGAUCUGUGCUCUGGAUGUCACUUUUUUGUGGGUGUGUGGGUGGUGGUGGUGGGGUUGUCUUUUGUCUGUGCCUUUCCUCCAAAAUAGCAUUUAAAUGCAAAAAUAAUUGGCAUAGACAGAGGUGGGGGAGGUGGGAGGGCUUCAGUUGGAAGGAGAAGACAGGGCUGUUCAUGGUUUAUAACCUUUUUAAAAAACCUCUAAAAUAAUUACUACUUGGGAGAUGUCUUGAUAAUUCACAGGUUUCUGUUUUAUCUGACAUGACAGCUAUUGUAAAGCAUCAACUGAUUAUUACGGCACAAAAAAACAAAUGUGCUAAAAAAUUGGCAGCAUUUUCAUUGUCUCUAUGUCAGUUGUAUUGAAUGUAAAGACUUCUAUAAUGAUUAACAUACUUUACAACCAAGUUAAAUAUGGCUUGCUGGUGAGCUGGCACUUCUUGCACCACAUCAGUGCCAGUGUCAAGAUUGGAUAAUAUAUGAGACAUCACAUAUGGAGAUUUGUGCAACAAAAAACUGAGCUGCUGGUGUCUUUUUCGCUGCAUGACAAAUGUCUUCUUAGCAUCAUAACAGCUAGUCUCUUGCCUUUGAUGUCCUGUGACAUGCUUGAUUUGCUCAUGCAACAAAACUACACCAUGAAGGAAAUAAAGGGAAAUGGUGGUAAAAAUAAUGAAAUAUAAAAAAUAUGGGCUUUUGUGUCAAAAAACAUUUUUUAUUGGGAGACAUUUUGUCUUAGCAGGAAAAAACUUUUCAACUAUAACUGUUUCAGUAAUUUAGCUGUCUCAAAAAGCACAAAAUUGCAUUCCAGGGACUUGUUUAUUGACACGUAGCUAAUAUGAGGAAUGAGACAUUAACUAACACUCAUUUCCAUCAGCACAAAUGUAGUUGGCAUCAUAUAUUUUAAGGAAAACAUAAGAAUAAUUCAAUUUAUUUCUAUAAUUUGCUCAGGUGAAUGAUAGGAAACAAUAUUAACAAAGAUCAAGGCUUUUCUUUUGACAGCAUUAUGCUCUGAUAUUCAAUAAACAGUUCAAUUUAAUGCAUUUAUUGUUUUAAAAAUGUCACAUCUAAGAACAUUGCAGUGGGAAUGCUUAUAGAUCCCAUUCUGUAAUGAGAAACCUGUUGAUUAAUGCUUUCAUGUGCAUGCACAUGUGCCUAAAGAAUGAUAGUUCAUCCAAUGCACACAUAUUCCUAUUGUGUUUUCUUUACAUUAAUAAUUAACUCUGCCUUUGUGGUUUACUCCAAGUGCUUCAAUAAAAAUAAGAUUCCAUUCUUCAUUCCA
Messenger RNA from Girardinichthys multiradiatus, 10233 nucleotides. It is a transcript of the gene kcnj3a, whose product is annotated as potassium inwardly rectifying channel subfamily J member 3a. Gene Ontology annotation, molecular function: G-protein activated inward rectifier potassium channel activity. Lineage: Eukaryota; Metazoa; Chordata; Actinopteri; Cyprinodontiformes; Goodeidae. Gene Ontology annotation, biological process: potassium ion import across plasma membrane; regulation of monoatomic ion transmembrane transport. Gene Ontology annotation, cellular component: plasma membrane. The record is from RefSeq and is a predicted model, not a curated record. Bases 863 to 2353 code for a protein of 496 amino acids. The transcript has 3 exons.